AUGCAAUGCAAUGACAGUGUAAAUGACAUUCAAUGGUAUUGUAUUGUAUUGUAGAGCAUGUGUUGAGUGUAUGGCAUUGGGAGGAAAGGGAGUCUCAGUGAUGCCAUCCCAAUGUCAUCCCACACACACACAAACAGUUGCACAGUCUGUCUGUCAGUCUAUGUAAUGGCCGUACAAAUGACUGUUGAAGACAUGAGUGUAUCGUUGAUACAUAUCUUUGAUAUGUUUGCCGUAUAGUUAUAUUCAGUGAUAAUCUGUUGUCGUAACCAUUGACUGUACUAUUAAUUGUCGUCAAUUGUAUCAUCAAAUGGCACCCAAUUUGUGAUCAAUUGUCUUAAUACGUCAACCCAUUUGUUGUCUUUUCUCUUUCACAUACUUUCUCUUCGUCAACAACUGUCUCGUCAGCUGUUAUUUCAGUCAUCUUUGAAUCGUUAUCUCAAGCAAUCAAUCAUCACAUUCAUUGAUAUUACAAGUAGUGGUAAUUACAAGACAGCUAUUAAACGUUAAUUUCAUAUUAAUUGUAUCGUCAGUUGAGAGCGACGCUUGUGUUGACACAAUUGACGCGACCGACGGUUGCGGCUCAACGUAUCUAAUGGUCAAAGAGAAACCAAACUCUACCCGAACUUAUGAUGAGGACGGCUUCAGAAGGAGAGCCGCAUGUCUUUGUGUUAAAGAUAAAGACGAAAAUGAGAUAUUACUAGUGACCAGUAGUCGAGCACCCGAUCGUUGGAUUGUUCCGGGCGGAGGCCUUGAACCCGAUGAAGACCCGAGCACUGCGGCCAUUAGGGAGACCAUAGAAGAAGCCGGGGUUAAGGGUAUACUUAGACGAUGUUUGGGCACAUUUGAUAAUCCCGAACGUAAACACAGGACAUCCGUAUUCAUAAUGCAAGUGACCGAAGAACUUGAAGAAUGGGAAGACUCUGAGAGUCGUAAGAGGGAAUGGUUUACAGUUGAAGAGGCAUUAAGACUUCUGGAGAGCCACAAACCCAUUCAAACAACUUAUGUGAAACUUCUUGUCAAAGAUACAAAUCUGAUGCCAUCGUAGCGAUGGACACACAUUAGCUAACAUAUUAGCUUAUGAUUUGAUUUUGUUUUUAAUAUACUUUACUUGACUUUAAGGUCUUCUCUUAUAAAUGUUUUUAUUAAUACUGUAUUAUUAUUAUCAAUGAUAUUAUUAUUAUAAGAGAU
Oppia nitens is the source of this 1188-nucleotide messenger RNA. It is a transcript of the gene Aps, whose product is annotated as diphosphoinositol polyphosphate phosphohydrolase 1-like. NCBI's taxonomy places the organism in Eukaryota, Metazoa, Arthropoda, Arachnida, Sarcoptiformes, Oppiidae. The transcript has 5 exons. Bases 593 to 1045 code for a protein of 150 amino acids. Gene Ontology annotation, cellular component: cytoplasm; nucleus. The record is from RefSeq and is a predicted model, not a curated record. Gene Ontology annotation, molecular function: diphosphoinositol-polyphosphate diphosphatase activity; bis(5'-adenosyl)-hexaphosphatase activity; bis(5'-adenosyl)-pentaphosphatase activity. Gene Ontology annotation, biological process: adenosine 5'-(hexahydrogen pentaphosphate) catabolic process; diphosphoinositol polyphosphate metabolic process; diadenosine pentaphosphate catabolic process.